Messenger RNA from Candidula unifasciata, 764 nucleotides. The record is from the annotation of a GenBank genome assembly. Lineage: Eukaryota; Metazoa; Mollusca; Gastropoda; Stylommatophora; Geomitridae.
GUGUUGCAGAACUUUGGAAAAGCAGAGAAGACCACAGAUGAACCAUUUAAUGAAAUUGUGCUCAGAAUUGAGAAGCAGCAUGAUGCGGCUCACCAUCUACAGAAGGAGCUCAGGAUGUAUGCUAAUUGUUUACGAGAGAUGAGUGUGGCUAGCAAGAAUUUGACGACAGCUAUUGCAGAAACAUACGAACAAGAAUGGACCAGAGAGUCAGAAGUCAGGGCUCACUUACAGACCUAUGACUUAUUGUGGAAUGACUGCCUACAGACACUCCAAGACUCAGUUUCUGUUCCACUCAACAAUUACAUCACCUCCUUUCCUGCACUUAAGGCCAAAAUAGCCAAGCGAGGUCGCAAGAUGGUAGAUUAUGACAACUCUAGACAUAAUUUGGAAGUCCUGCAGGCAGCAAAGAAAAAAGAUGAAGUAAAAAUCCAGAAGGCUCAAGAGGAAAUGAAAGAAGCCAAGAAAAUUUAUGAUGAAUUGAACAAUGAACUACACACAGAGCUACCAGAUUUUAACAACAGCCGAGUGACGUUUUAUGCUGGCCUUCUGUCAAGUUUCUUCAGUGCUGAACAUGUGUUCCAUUCGGAAGUUAGCAAGCUUGAUGGAUCAUUGAAUGAGAUCUGCCAGGAACUGGGUAGAGACUUUGCCCAGUUUGUCUACCAGCCAAAGAGGCCACUGAGAAAAUCCACAGCAAAAUCUCUAGUUCAACCAGUAAGGCAGUCUCAGAUCUCUAGUUCAACCAGCAAGGCAGUCUCAGAUCUCUA